GCGCUAAGCCGAGAAUGAGUAGUGGGGUGUAUGUAAGAUAUAAAAAUAUAAGAUGGGAGACACAAGACAUAAAGAUCAGAAGUCAAGAUGAGAUGUUGCCUUUGGAGGUGUGGGAUUUGAUAGUUGAGUAUUUGGACGGACGGGGUUUUUUUGGGUUGAUAUGUGUUUGGCCGUAUGUAGAGGGCCAUUACCAGGGAGAGGAGGUGUAUGAGAUCUUGAGGGGUUGUGGAAGGAGGAUGAAUGAGGAGGAAAAGAGAAAAGGGAGGGAGGCGAUUGAGAAGUUGAAUAAUCGAAAUAGGAGAAAUGCCGGUAGGCUGGUAUUUGAGCGAGCAGGGUGUUGUUGGCAAGCAGAGAUGCUGGUCAGUAGGGGUGCGGAAUUGGGAAAUAGUGUGCGGCCGGAGUUUGUGAGGGGGUUGUAUUGUCGGGGUGGGAAGAAGUUUGUGAAAGGGGUGAAGUUAUACGAGAGGAGUGGGGGAAGGAUGAGGGAUCUAGGGAAGGGUUUGGAUGAGUAUUUCGGGAGACAAUAUGCGAGAGCAGGUGUGCUAGAUGGCGCGGUGAGGUUUUUGAUGAAGAGGGGCCUACGGGUGAAGGGGUUGAGCUCUAAGGAAAUGGUAGAGGGAGAUCGGGGUUUGAUGCGGAGGCUGAGAGAAGAAGGGAAGGAGAUGUUAUGGACUAAUAAUGGUUGGACGUUGAUUCCGAUUGGACCGGAGGAUGAGUUUGUUGAUCGUAUUCCCCGCCGGCCUUACUGGCGCUGUUAGCUAGGACAAGGAUUUGAUUUACGCUCGGGGCUAUGCUAUGGGGCUGGAGUUUCGAGAUAAUGGUUCGCAUGCGCGGGCUGGGUAGGUGUUUCAUUUCUGAUUCCGAAGCCCACCAUUUUCAUUUGGUGCUGCUGGCAUCAGGUCUGUCGCUGGCCCAUUUGGUCGGUAUGCUCUAGGUGCCGUAACUGGGAAGCCUUCUCUCCCGACCAUUACCGGACCGGAGUCGUGUGCUGUAGUUGUAAGUCUCACUGCGUGGCACAUCUGCUCUAUCAAGCAC
Aspergillus alliaceus is the source of this 1035-nucleotide messenger RNA. RefSeq lists its product as uncharacterized. Lineage: Eukaryota; Fungi; Ascomycota; Eurotiomycetes; Eurotiales; Aspergillaceae. The record is from RefSeq and is a predicted model, not a curated record. The transcript has a single exon. Bases 15 to 758 code for a protein of 247 amino acids.